Molecule: messenger RNA, 1526 nt
Organism: Schistosoma turkestanicum
Lineage: Eukaryota; Metazoa; Platyhelminthes; Trematoda; Strigeidida; Schistosomatidae
Source: the annotation of a GenBank genome assembly
AAACGUUUAAGGUCGCAGAACUAAAAGGAGGCUAAUAUGAACCUGAUCAAACUUUCCAUCCAUCCCAUCUCAAGGUCACGCGACUUUGUGUCACUGAUUAGUUAGUCCAGUUGACUGUUUAAUGUCGCACAAACGUCCUGAGCAUUCACUUCCUCCCGAACUGUAUUAUAAUAGUGAUGAGGCCAAGAAAUACAGUUCAAAUUCCCAUAUUAUUGAUAUUCAGACGCGUAUCACAGAACGGGCUUUAGAAUUACUUGCGUUGCCUGAAGAUGAAUCCUGCAUGAUUCUAGAUAUCGGAUGCGGCUCCGGUCUAAGCGGUGAAGUUAUUACUGACAAUGGUCAUCACUGGGUCGGUAUUGACAUAAGUAAAGAUAUGCUGGAGGUCGCGUUAGACAGAGAAGUAGAAGGUAGUUUGAUACUUAGUGACCUUGGUUGUGGAUUACCGUUUCGCGGUGGAUCAUUUGAUGGAGCUGUCAGCAUUUCAGCAAUACAGUGGUUAUGCAAUGCAGAUAAAUCUUCUCAAAAUCCUGUUGCGCGUCUUAGGAGAUUCUUCGUCUCGUUAUACAGCAGUCUUACUCGUGGUGCACGAGCAGUGUUACAGUUCUAUCCAGAAUCCGUUGUUCAGGCAGAUCUAUUGCAGAAUGAAGCAACGAGAGCUGGAUUCACAGGUGGUCUUAUAAUUGAUCACCCAAACAGUACACGAGCAAAAAAAUACUUCUUAGUAUUGGAUGUAUGCAGCACUCGUCGUAUUCCACAACCACUAACAGAAAAUAAUGACAUGUCAAACUAUAAUCGUGAUAAACUUGAAAAGUUAAGAGAAUGUAGACAAUUAAAGAGGUUACCAAAGCAUAGUGUAGCUUGGAUAAAACAGAAAAAACAACGUGCCAGGGAUCAAAUGAAAGAAGUCGCUCAUGACUCCAAAUAUACGGGACGCAAGCGUCGUGCCAAGUUUUGAUACCAAUGUCUUAUUUAUUCAUUUCUGUAAAUUCAUAACUACUGUAUGUAUAUAGGCUACCUCGAUUAUAUAAUCACUGUAAAAUCUGACUUUUAAAUGUGAUAGAUAUCUAAAGCCUAGCAGUGUAUCAUAACCGGAAUGUUUAAUUGAUUUUCCAGUUAAUCUUUCACAAUCCCACCACACAUUUGUGAAAAUUUUGUAAAAAUAUAAUUACCUGAAUUUUUCCUUCAUUUUUAAUGAGUUUCUUCCAUGGUUUAAUAUUUUCCUAAUGAUAAAUUUCAUACUUCAGAAAUAUCUGGUAGUUUUCUAAUUAAAAUUAGAUUUCGCAUAUUACCAAGUGACUUUUUGUUCUAGGUUUGUUUCUCGCCUGUAAUUGAGAUCAUUACUAACAACUGGUCGAUCAUUGGCAUUCUUAUUGAAUGAUAUAUAAUUCUGACUGAAUUUUGUUUAUCUUUCUUAUUAUUUGUAAUAUUCAGUGACCGAAAAUCAGUCCACAUUUUGAAUGGUAUUUUUGAAAAUUUUUAUUAUUUGAUGUACUGUUCUCACUGUUAAUUUAAUAAAGCAAUGUGGA